Salvelinus sp. IW2-2015 is the source of this 726-nucleotide messenger RNA. RefSeq names its product leukemia inhibitory factor receptor-like. Lineage: Eukaryota; Metazoa; Chordata; Actinopteri; Salmoniformes; Salmonidae. The record is from RefSeq and is a predicted model, not a curated record.
AUCCGACAUUCUGGAAUUCKGAAUUCUCUAUACUCACGGCGAAGCUUGACCAGACAGCUAGCUUGUUGAAACUCACAUUUCAAYUCUCUUUAGAUUUGUUUUAUAUCUUAUAUCCACCGGUUGUUGAUAAUUAAAAGGUGAAUUGUUAUAAAAUACGAUCUACUACGUGAUCCCAGGUCGGCGUAAGGGAAGUGCUGUUGUCUCCCGUUGCCAUGUCUCAACUGCCGUUGCAGUGAACCACAGACUGUAUCACCUGGAAGGAUCUAACUAACCACCAUGCCAAGUCUGUUCUUCUGCAUUCUGCUCCUGGGCCUGAGGGUCACAGAGAGCCAGGCCAGUGGACUCGCWCCUCCACAGCAAGUGAGGCUGGAUGCAGACAAGGAAACACAAAAGCUGUCGGUCACAUGGGAGGACAGCCACGCCUCUACCUUUGACUUGGAGAUUCUACGCACUGAACUCAUGGAGAUUGUGUUGAAUGAGACAGUGGGUGUAACAGAAGACCAGAGCACAGGGAAGCACCAAUGGAACUGGACCUCUCCAGUACCCCUGGAGUGUACCUCUCUGUCGGUCAAAGUGCGCUCCAGAGACGGCCAAGAUGUCAGCGAAUGGAGUUCUCAACAGAUACUUCCAGGUUGGUCUCUCUCUGCACACGGGGGGGCUUGCAACACUCCCUCUAUGUUGUUUUUCCUAGAGGAGGGUAAGAUUCACGCCAUCAGAUGGGAAUGA